AGUUCCGAAACCUGAUCUAUCUUUGGAUCUUUCCAGCCACUUCCGGAGAGUGAGGAAAGGAAGUCGCAGGAAUCGAAUCCCUUCCAAGAUGCCUGCGCUUCAAUCCUUUUCAUUUAUUUCUCGUCUCACAAUCCAGACGAGCAUCCCAAAACGCACCCGAAUUUUGAAUAUGAAGGUCAACGCGCAACAUCUCCCAUGGGCAUUCCUGGCAAGUUGCUUGGUUCACCCCAUCGAGGCUGCACUGACAACUGAAUACUUGGCGGCGAACAACUUGAACUUUACCUGCAGCGUUCUCGACCAUAGAUCACUAGCAAACCCAGAUGCUCCACUGAAACAGCUCAUGCUGCUGCAUGGGUUUCCCAUGUUUCGUGUCUGGUGGAUGCCACUCCUCCAACACUGGGACGAAAUGCUCAAGACGGAUGACGCAAUGUCCGUUCAUGCUGUGGCUUGUGACCUUCGUGGAUACAGUCCCCAAGCCUCUCCGGAAACGAUUGAAGACUAUGAUUACUCCAUCUUUGCAGAAGACACCUUUGCCUUGGCUGAAGCGGCAGGUUUUACAAACGGGUUUCACUUGUUGGGACAUGAUCACGGGGCCGCCUUGGCUUGGUAUGUCGCUGCCCAUGACAUCAACAAUCAAGUCCUUUCCUUGACAACCAUGUCUGUUCCACACAUUGAUCUACUGUCCGAAGCGCUCUGCGGUGACAACAAUGACGAGGACCAGGUUAUUGCUUCAAACUAUUUCAAUCAAUUCUCCUUGCCAAAUAGUGCAGCUGCCAACAAUGCUAGCUUGACCGAAAUGUUUGCCAGCUUUGGACUGCCCGUCCAGCCUGAAUCCUUCCAGAAGAUGUUAUGGUGGUACAAUGGAAGUUUCCCCACUUACUUCUCGUUGCCACGAGUAGUGUCGGAUGACGAAGUCGAGACCUACAAAGCUGAGAAAGGGCCUGAAGCAACGUUCUUCUUGGAACGUACACGUUCAGCCAUUGCCAUGGAGGAACGUCCCUGCGUUCCAGUGGAAGACAAAAUUGGUGCCAUUGAGAUCCCCACUCUCUUCAUUUGUGGGCUGGAGGACACGUCUCUUUUGUGCAACAGACCGUAUGCUACGGACUUUCCGGUCGACUUCUUGCCUGAUUACGAACAUGCUAACUUCCAGUGUGGCCAUGACUUCUUUUUGGAAGGCAACUGUGUCACGAUGGAAGAAUCCCAAGCAGUCAUGGACAAGAUUACAUCAUUUGUUUUGUUGCGAGACCUUCCCAGUCCGGCUGGUGAUAAGGAAUCCUCAGUUCCCACGAGCAGCGAAGACCAAACAGAGGAUAGCACAGUUGACGACAGCAGUGGAACGGACAAAGCAAGCACGAUGAUCUUGACUGCCACAAUGGCGUUGGGCGCUUUAGCUGUCUUCUAGCUAGGAAACUCAACUGAAUACAUGAAUCCUUAGUCAGAGAUGAACAUAGAAUCUCCAGUCCUUUAGAGUAGCACAAUAAAUGCUUAAUAAAAUUUAAUGGUGAGAGUC
This is a messenger RNA of Seminavis robusta, 1510 nucleotides long. Lineage: Eukaryota; Bacillariophyta; Bacillariophyceae; Naviculales; Naviculaceae. The record is from the annotation of a GenBank genome assembly.